AUGUCAACAACCAAUCCAACUAUAGUAAAUAAAGAAUUAUCAAAUAUUAAUGAAGAUAUACUUUACAACUCACUCUGUUUUUUAUCAUUUGAUAGUCUCUUGGAAUGUUUAGUUUCGAUUGGAUAUGAAAAUGAUAUAGAAUCAGUGGGUAAUCAAAAAAGCGAUUUAGUUAAUAGACUUGUCAAUGACUCUAGAGAACUAGGUAUCGAAGAUUUUAUUCAGCGUUUAAAUUUUGAAACCAUUACAGAAACCUGCUCUCUUUUAUCAUUAUCUGGUGUUAAUGGUGACACCGAUGAAGAGAUUCUAGAAAAUUCAAGAAAACAAUUAGAGGAUAAAAUGAAAAGAGACUCAUUAGACCAAUUCUUUUAUUCUUUAACUCCGCACAUUCUUUCACAAUUUUGUAAUUGCUUAAAAAUUAAACUCCCACCACCAACUACAACUAAUGAAAAUAGUGAAUCAAAUGAAUCAAAAGAAACAGAAGAGGAAGAAGAAGAAGAGGAAAAAGAUAUUGAAGAAAUGGAAGAAAAAGAAGAAACUAAAACCAUAUCAACAUCGAUCCCAUCAAUUAAAGUCGGUGCUGAUGGAACUACAGUUUUAUCAACCCUGUCAACCAAAUCAACCUAUAAGAAAUAUAAAAAUAGAGGUAUUCAAUAUGGCGAUAGUAUAGUAGAAGGUGUAUUUUAUGAAAACAUUAUUAGAUUAGUCAGAGAUGAAAUUUUACUUUGUGGUGUCGAAAACUUAUUUUCAUUCUUACCAAAACAAAAACUACUCCCAAUUUGUGAAUCUCUUAAAAUUAAUAUAAAACCAACUGAUAAGAUGUCAGAUAUAAUAACAAAAGUUACCUCAAAAUUAUUUAAUAUAGAUUUAAUACAUGAUCAAAAACAACAACAACAACAAUUUAUAACACCAAUCAGAACUAGAAAUAACCUUCAAUACCCCAAGACACCUUCAUCAGCAUCAGAAAGUGAAGAUAAUAGUGAUAAUAAAAACAAUAAUGACAACAGUAACAAUAACAAUAAUAUAAAUGAAGCAGACUCUGCAAAUAAUACAAAUAGUUGCAAUAGUAAUAAUAACUCACCAAGAUCAAAUAAAAACAAAAGAAAACUUGAGGAAGAAACUGAAGAGUCUGAUAAUAGUAAUAAUGAAACCACUGAUGAUUCAGAAAUUGACCAACCCGCAAAAAGACCACUUAUUACAGAUAUUAAAAAUGGUAUUACAAAAGAAGACCUCAGCUGCUAUUUAGUAAAGGAUCUUAGACAAUGGUUACAAAAAAAAGGUUUAAAAUACACAGAUAAAAAAUCAGUUUUGGAAAAUAGAAUCUUAAAAUAUUUAGAAAAUGAAAAUGAAGCCACAUCCGCUUCAGAAUCUGAAGAUAAAGAGAAAGAGAAAAAAACACCUUCAAAAAAAUUAAAAUCAAAACAUAACUAA
This is a messenger RNA of Dictyostelium purpureum, 1428 nucleotides long. RefSeq lists its product as uncharacterized. The record is from RefSeq and is a predicted model, not a curated record. NCBI's taxonomy places the organism in Eukaryota, Evosea, Eumycetozoa, Dictyosteliales, Dictyosteliaceae. The coding region runs from base 1 to 1428 and encodes 475 amino acids. The transcript has a single exon.